Molecule: messenger RNA, 5461 nt
Organism: Colossoma macropomum (tambaqui)
Lineage: Eukaryota; Metazoa; Chordata; Actinopteri; Characiformes; Serrasalmidae
Gene: hmgcrb
Product: 3-hydroxy-3-methylglutaryl-CoA reductase b
Exons: 20
Coding region: 84-2780 (898 amino acids)
Biological process (GO): isoprenoid biosynthetic process; sterol biosynthetic process; coenzyme A metabolic process
Cellular component (GO): endoplasmic reticulum membrane; peroxisomal membrane
Molecular function (GO): protein binding; hydroxymethylglutaryl-CoA reductase (NADPH) activity; NADP binding
Source: RefSeq, a predicted model, not a curated record
CGGUGACAUCAUAUGGUGGGCGUGGUCUCGUCGCCUUCGUCGACCUACCGCCGCCGCCAUCACGGUAGAGGGAGGCGAAGCCCAUGGACAACGAUCUGUGGAAAGGACUAACAAAUGAAGGAGACCCGCUGAGCCCCGUCGCCGUGACGAUGCUGACCCAUCUUUUCAGGCUGCAUGGCCUGUUUGUGGCCUCACAUCCAUGGGAGGUGAUCGUGGGGACGAUUGCAGUGACGAUUUGCCUCAUGUCUAUGAAUGCCAUCGCCGGCAGUGACCAAAUCUGCGACUGGAACCACCAGUGUCCUAAAGUGCAGGAGAAAAUCCUGAGCAGUGAUGUCAUCAUCUUAACCAUCACAAGGUGCCUGGCUAUCGUCUACAUCUAUGUGCAGUUCAAAAAUCUGAGGCAGCUCGGCUCCAAGUACAUGCUCGGUAUUGCUGGACUCUUCACUGUGUUCUCCAGUUUUGUCUUUAGCACUGUGGUCAUUCACUUCCUGGGCAAAGAGCUGACAGGCCUCAAUGAAGCGCUGCCUUUCUUCCUGUUGCUGAUUGACCUGUCUAAAGCCUGCACGCUGGCCAAGUUCGCUCUCAGCUCAAACUCUCAGGAGGAGGUGAGGGAGAACAUAGCUCAGGGCAUGGCCAUCCUGGGCCCUACCUUCACUCUGGAUGCUGUGGUGGAGUGCCUGGUCAUUGGAGUGGGAACCAUGUCUGGUGUGCGGCAGCUGGAGCUCAUGUGCUGUUUUGGCUGCUUAUCCGUCCUGGCCAACUACUUUGUCUUCAUGACCUUCUUUCCGGCCUGUGUCUCUCUGGUCCUGGAGCUGUCGAGAGAGAGCAGGGAGGGGCGACCCAUCUGGCAGCUGAGUCAUUUUGCCCGCGUUCUGGAGGAAGAGGCAGACAACAAGCCCAACCCUGUUACUCAACGCGUCAAAAUGAUCAUGUCUUUGGUCCUGGCACUGGUUCAUGCCCACACACGGCUGUUAGCGGAGUCUCCCUCCAGCAACUCCAGCGGCUCAGCUGUGGACCUGCACAGCCCCGUCCUGGACUCGGACACGGCCAUGACGAGUGUGGACUUGGAGCAGGUCAUCACGCUCUCUCUGGCUCUGCUGCUGGCGGUGAAGUAUGUCUUCUUUGAGCAGGCGGAGACAGAAUCCUCCCUGUCCAUCAAAAGCCCCAUAACCGGCCCCCAUACUGCCCUGACCAAUAGGAGAGCGGGAGAGGAGUGUUGUAGGAGGGAACUGACCCCACCCAAAGCUGUAGAGAGGGUGAACACUAACUCAACAACAGCUUCACUAUGCACUACAGAGGAGAGAGAUGAUGUGAAACGGCCUCUGCUUGUGUUCGGAGAACAGUCAUGUCUUCCAGCGCAGAGAGAUAAAGAGAAGGAACCUUUAGAAGAGAGAGGGGACCACUUUCUCAAACACGAUCCUCCUCAGUUUGUCCAGCCUCGCCCUCUGCAGGAGUGCCUGAGCAUUCUCAGAGACCCGGAGCGGGGUCCACGUUUCCUAAGCGAUGCUGAGGUGAUAGCACUGGUGGAGAACAGGAGCAUUCUGGGAUACCGUUUGGAGGCGGUGAUGGAGACCCCAGAGAGGGGCGUGGCCAUUCGGAGAGAGAUGCUUUCGAGUAAACUGCCCCACUCAUUGGCCCUGGAGACACUGCCCUACAGAGACUAUGACUACUCUAAGGUGAUGGGCUCAAACUGUGAAAAUGUGAUUGGCUAUGUGCCGGUGCCGGUGGGCGUGGCUGGACCACUGCUGUUGGAUGGGAAAGAGUUCUACAUCCCCAUGGCCACGACGGAAGGCUGUUUGGUAGCCAGCACUAACCGAGGAUGCAGGGCCAUCACUUUGUCGGGUGGGGCAAGUGCGUGUGUUCUGGCGGACGGUAUGACUCGGGGUCCUGUCGUGCAGCUGCCGUCCGCAUGCAGGGCUGCAGAAGUCAAAUCCUGGCUGGAGAGUUCUGAAGGCUUCAACGCGGUCAAGCAGGCUUUUGACCACACCAGCAGGUUUGCUCGGCUGGACUGCCUGCAGAUCAGUCUGGCUGGCAGGAACCUGUACAUCCGCUUUCAGUCUCAGACCGGGGAUGCCAUGGGCAUGAACAUGCUGUCCAAGGGUACAGAGCAGGCUUUAUGCAGGCUGCGGGAGCAGUUCCCUGACCUGCGUGUUCUGGCGGUCAGUGGGAACUACUGCACAGACAAAAAACCUGCAGCCAUCAACUGGAUCCACGGCCGAGGGAAGUCCACUGUGUGUGAGGCCACCAUCCCGGCUAAAGUGGUCAGAGAGGUGCUGAAGACGAGCACUGCAGCGCUGGUGGAGUUGAACAUCAGUAAGAACCUGGUGGGUUCUGCCAUGGCCGGCAGCAUAGGCGGCUUCAACGCUCAGGCAGCGAACAUCGUAGCGGCCGUUUACAUCGCGUGUGGACAGGACCCCGGUCAGACAGUGGGCAGCAGUAACUGUAUCACUCUGAUGGAGGCAGUGGGCUCAGAUGGAGAGGAUCUCUGUAUAUCCUGCACUAUGCCCUCUAUUGAGCUGGGCACUGUGGGAGGGGGCACAAACUUGCCCCCACAGCAAGCCUGUUUACAGAUGCUGGGUGUGCAGGGCGCGAGUGUAGACUGUCCCGGUGAAAACGCCCGCACGCUGGCGCAGGUGGUUUGUGCCGCAGUGAUGGCCGGAGAGUUGUCCCUCAUGGCCGCCCUCGCUGCUGGCCACCUCGUCAAAAGUCACAUGACUCUCAACAGAUCAAAAGUCAACCUCCCAGAAAUGUCUGAAUCAUCGCCGAGGGAGCCUUCGUGAGAACUGUAAGCCCACGAGCGAGGCUGAGGUUACACACCCUGCAGCGUUCUGGGAAAUGGAGUCUACAUUAUGCAGCUUUAUGGCUGCCAAAAUCACUCUCAGGACUUUUUUUGUGAAUCGGCUGUUUUGAGUCGAUGAAAACACACCAAGUACAAGAAGAAGAUACAGAAGAUUAAAAACCAAAUAAAUAUUUCAGGUUGUGGGGGAGCUCGCACCGGCGUUCGGACAGUGAUGGACGCCUGUGUGCAGACUUGAGAAACACUGUUGUUAUUAAGCGUGCUUUGUCAAGGCAGAGCGUAUGCAUGUUUAGUUGCUUACGAACUUCACAAACCUGUUUUAUUUAACAGUAAAAGGGAAAGAACAGCCACAGUUAAUGGCCUGACUGAGUAAUUUAACUAGUUUUGUUACAUGAAUCAGUUUGGCUUAAUCCGUUGAUGUCCAUAGAUGAAAUAUAAAUUUCCAUAUGUUGUCAGAGCCCAAACCUGAAUAUUAUGGCUAAAAUACCAUAUAAUCAAGAAGAACAUGAGGGUAAAAAAUUGUCACUUUAUUGUAUAUAAUUCAGCUUUUUGGCCACUUUUUUGGGACAGAGUUUUAAAAAAAGAACAGAAAUUCUAUUUAAAUUGAUUGUAAAUAGAAAUGUGAAACUACACGUGGUCAAAAAAUUCAAAUAGGCACGGGUUCCCUUUAAACCAAUCAGACCAAGUUCUCUGGAAUUUAUCCUCAUCAUGCUGUAUUUAUUUGUUGAACAUAAAUGGGUUAAACGCUUGGACACGUUCUUUGGUGUUUGGUAUCCUGAACCUGAUUCCUUCAAGCAUUUUGUGUUUUCUUUUGAACCAUAUUUCAAACAUUGUUGUGCAGUUUGUGUGUUGUAAGCUGGGAAUAAUGACCGUUAAAGAAAUGUUGCCAAACUGAGUUUAAUGUCUGUUAACAAACAAAAGGAAACUCAUCUCAAACCUGUGAUGCUUCAGACUGUCACGGCUGCAGUCUGAACGGUGUCUGACUUUAAUCUUCAUAUGGUAACAGACCGAAAUGCACUAAGCUAGUACCAGGCUGAAAAAAGGGGCGUACCACCAAUUUUUAAAAAUGUUUGCAUAGUUCAGUUGUUAAGUCAUUGAGUGGCUUUAUGUGAAAUGGUUUAUUUUAGAGAGCCUUAAUGACGUAGAUGUCUUUACAGUGGUGGUGAUAGGAACCAGGGGUCGCCAUGACUACAACACAAAUAGACAUUUUAUUUACUGUCCAAAACCUGCCUUGUAACACCUCCAUGUACCUAUUUAAUGGAUUAUAAAAUACAAAACUGUCAUAAAACAGUGUCUCAGACAUCAGGCAGUGUAUUCAUAUCUGUUUGUAGUAACUUUCUGUGAGGGAGCUUUUAGAGGUGGACGUCUGGUUCCUAUCACCACCACUGUGACUCAGUAUUCUGACUCAGCAGGUUUCUCUACAACAGAGCGUUUCACACCAAACCACUCUGAAUGACUCUGUUUACAUCUUAAUCCUUUAAUUAUGGAAGUGUAAUUCCUCUUUAAUUAAGCCGACAUAAGCACAAGAAGCAAGUGUAAACAGGUGCUAAAAUCCUUUAUUAAUAAGUAUUGUGUGUGAAUGGAUUCAGCUGUUUAGCUCUGCUUGUGUUUGGAUGUGUAUGUGAGCUGUUCGCUGACGGACCAGCCUGGACGUUUCUGUGCCAUACAGCCUCUGUGGAGAGCACACACACAUUCUGUCUGGAGUGUUGUGUGUAUAUGUGUGUGUGUCGCUGAAUAUGCAUUGACAUCAUGGUUGUGCUGAAGGGGAAUGCCACCAGAAUUUCUUUGCGAUGUAAACUGUCAGAGUGGGUUGAUGUGAAUUGCCACAAAUUUAAAAGAAAAAUAAGAAUUUAAUGUCCUCACAGGCCAACUUUGGCCAGCAGACGGCACUUCGGGCACCUCCGUUUCAGAGGCAUUAAACUCUUCAGACGUCUGGUUCCCAUCACCACCACUGUGAACAGUUCUGGCUCGGUACGUUUCUCCAGAACGGGGCGUUUCGUAUCCAACCACUCUGGACUUUACAUCAAACGUUUAUGCUGAAAUUCCCCUAAUUAAGUGCAUUUAGUGCUUUUAUUAACAAAAGCAAAUAUGCAUAAUCUUCUUUCUCAGCAGAAGCCAUAUCCUCCUGAUCCCGCCGUCCAAUGAAUGUUUAGUUUAAUAUAUUUUUUAAUUCUUUAUGGCUGUGUUUUUGUUUUAUAAAAUGCAGAAAAUGUUUGAAUAAAUAUGAUGCUGUGUUAUGAAAGUAAAACAAAUCUCUCAAUGUUACGUCAGAAUUUUCUUCUCGAGCUUAAUUUUGUAUGAAUCUUAAUGAAAUGUGACCUUUCUAACAUUUAUUAAGAUAAAUAUGCAAAAAUUAAACUGGCUCUAAUAAGUCCAAUCAAAAAUUAAAUGAUUAAAUAAGCACUUUUUGGUGAUAAAUGUGCUGUGCAUGUGUUUUUUUUCCUCAAUUCAAUCCAUUCAGACACACUUAGUGUGACUAUUUUAUUUAUUUACAGAAACAUUGUUGUUUAAUUCCAAUUACAUUACAUUCAGUGCAAAUGCAACAAUGACAAACUAUACUGGUAUUAGAGGGACGUCCGAUUCUGGCACACAAACACGCACCCAUUCGCUUCAGGUAGGUGCAAAACUCCACUCCUGAUUGGCUGCUUCCCAUCAUCGCAUUAU